Molecule: messenger RNA, 1185 nt
Organism: Metarhizium album ARSEF 1941
Lineage: Eukaryota; Fungi; Ascomycota; Sordariomycetes; Hypocreales; Clavicipitaceae
Exons: 6
Coding region: 1-1185 (394 amino acids)
Biological process (GO): endoplasmic reticulum tubular network organization
Cellular component (GO): endoplasmic reticulum tubular network
Source: RefSeq, a predicted model, not a curated record
AUGAUCCGGCUGGCCCACACAGGCUGUCAUCCGCCCAAAGACUAUGGUGCACUACUGAACCCUGCCUCGAACCAAGCAGCCCGCGGAAUACUUCGUGGUUACUUCUGCCCGAGACGAAGUGUGGCUGAUGAUGCUCUCCGCCCCAUGUCCGUCCUUCUUGCCAAGCUACCUAGCUCAGCUCAGCUCAGCUCGAGCCUCACAUCACCACCUCUCACCAUCACCCUCGGCGCCGACUCCUCGCCUGCGUCCUUCGAAAAGACGCUGUCGUCGCUCUCUUCCAAGAUCACCACCUCCCAGUCCCAGCUGGACCGACUCCACACCAGCGCGCGCCGCGUCAAAGUCCUAUGGACGCUUUACUUCGGCUUCGCAUACGUCGUCUACGCCAUCGUUCUGCUCCUCGUAGUAGGCCACAAGAACCUCGGCGCCUAUGAAUGGACCGGCAUGGCAGGCGGUCCGAUUCUAGUGUACGUAGUACGAGCCCUCAUCAACGCCUACUUCAACUUCAGAAUCGAAUCGGAAACCACCCGUUUAAAGGGCUACCACGACGAUCGCGCCAAGACAAUCCAGAAGCUCAAGGAUGCCACCAGGUACGACUCCACACUGCAGCUCAUCGAAAAGUACGGCGGGGAGAAGAAGGGGGAGGAUGAGGAGAAGUCUGAGGAAAACGGCACAAAACAGGGCCGGGAGCACGACAAGGCGAAAAAGAAACCCCACGUUAGCAGCACCGGACGAACGAACCUGCCCCCUCCGCCGACAGCAAACAUUGCCCGCCCUGAUGCGCAGCCGCAGCCUCACGACGUCGAUGCGGAAUUCGCCCCCAACGCAUACGCCCCGCCCGCUCCGUCCCGCACGCAGUACAUGGUCCCCGAAACGCACUGGUACGACCGCAUCUUCGACGUGCUCCUUGGCGAAGACGAGACGGCGGCCAAGAACCGCUUCGCACUCAUCUGCCACAGCUGCAGGUUGGUAAAUGGACAGGCGCCGCCGGGCACCAAGAGCCUCGUAGAGCGCAUUGUCGAUGAGGUCUUGGGGGCCAAGGGAGUGCAAGCCAGCGGGGAAGACGUGGCUCGGGCCGGCACCCAAGUUGGCAGCCAUGCAGACCUGAGUGCGAACGAUGACGAGAAUUUCAAUGAGAUUGAUCAUGACCAUGAGGGCGGGCCCCAUGUCAAGGCGACGGCCAAGUAG